Molecule: messenger RNA, 672 nt
Organism: Meloidogyne enterolobii
Lineage: Eukaryota; Metazoa; Nematoda; Chromadorea; Rhabditida; Meloidogynidae
Source: the annotation of a GenBank genome assembly
AUGUAUAAAGUUAGGAAUGUUUUGACUCUUCUUUUGUAUUUUACUACAAUUUUAACUUUUAUUAUUUCGGUUUUUUUAAUUAAAAAAGCCAAGGAAAGAGCAAAAACUUUAAAUGCUGACAAUACAACUAGACAACAAAGAAGUGUUCGGAAACGGUUUAAAUUUCCAAUGAUUAAGCUAACAUUGGGUGUAACAACAUUUACAAUUUUUCAUUUUCCUUAUGCAAUUUGGAAUGUUGCUUUAACAUUUGCCGAUGGAUGUUAUUUUGUUUUACAUUAUAAUAAAAUGCAGUCUUUGUUGGGAAUUAUUAGAUCAAUUGUUCUUUUGAGAAUUAUUGUUGAUUCUUUUUUGGGAUUUUUUAUGGACAAAGAGAUUCGGCACCAAUUAUUUACUUUACUACACCUUCACCGUAUAGGGAUAACUACUUCAGAAUUAUUCAGUCCAACCACAACAGUUAAAUUAUCCACAACAACAAAUUCAAUAAUAAUUUCCUCAGAAUCAACCCCUGACAGUUUUGACACAGUAACAAAUUUGGACGAAAAAUUAAAAUCAUUAAAAGAACAAAAAAGGACUGUCUCGGCCAGAAUUUCUUCAGAAAAAGUUUUAAAUAGUCAGCACAGAAGGUGUUCUGAUAAAUCAGAAUAUGCAAAUACUAAAAAAGUUAAAUUCUGA